Messenger RNA from Orbilia oligospora ATCC 24927, 1365 nucleotides. RefSeq lists its product as uncharacterized. Bases 1 to 1365 code for a protein of 454 amino acids. The transcript has 2 exons. The record is from RefSeq and is a predicted model, not a curated record. NCBI's taxonomy places the organism in Eukaryota, Fungi, Ascomycota, Orbiliomycetes, Orbiliales, Orbiliaceae.
AUGGCCCUCUGGCCUCGCCAAAUCGAGACGAUUUUAGACCCCAGACCCACAGAAGGAGCACAACCGCAGACUCCAACAGAUCAACCCAACAUCGUCACAGUCCCCAACUCUAAUUCCGAAGCCUCACAACCUACAACAUCCGUCGUCCCUCCGUAUCAAUACGCACAGGAUAAAUCCCUAACGGGGACAUGUCGUCUGACAAAUUCAACCAAUGGCGACGCAUCAGGACUCUUCAGUAAUCCAUUCAGAUGCGAAAAACUUAUUUCCGCAAGUUCGGUGAAGCAGAAUACAGGAGCUAUCGCUGCGGCAGUAGUGUUUGCGCUGUUGUUUGCGGCUACAGCAGGGUUGUUAUUUUUGUUUUGGUGGAGGAGGAGGAAGAUUAACGGGACUCCAAUCCCACCGCUUGAGCUCAAAGAUGCCUCCAACAAUAACGAAGUUUCAUCCCUAAGCCACCAGCUCGCCCUCGAACGUCGCCGCGUAACCGAUCUACAAGCCGCACUACUUUCACAAUCUUCCGGCCAACCAGGCGGAUGGUCAACCUCCCACCCAAAGGACGACAGAACCGUCAAACGCUCUUUCUCAAGUAUUUUCCAAGAAGUCAGAGACUUAGCAGGAAACUACUACGUCGGUGGUUCUACAGCACAAGUCAAAAUCACGGCUGCAAGCGUAGCCGGUGAAUUGAAAGAGGUUUUGGAAGAAUGUAUUAGUGGGUGGGAAUCAAUGUUGGAAACCCAAAAGGGGCGGGUAAUGCUCGUUCGUAUCAUAGUCGGAGAGCUACUCCGAAGAUCAUGGGUCGAUCACGAAUUUCUAGGGAAAAAGACAGGCCAUGCGGUUACAGUUCUGGAAAGAGAGGUGGUAAGAGGGACCAAUCGGGAACAUGCACAUUUAUGGCGCGUUCAGACCUUUUUAAGAGUUCUAGCUGGAAUGGGUGAAGAAGCAAGGAAUUCUGGGGUUCAAGCUGUGGCGGAUAAGAUAUAUGACGUGUUAUCGCCUUUCAGGCCUCGCUCGGCCUCGGGGUCUAGUUCAGCAGGGAGGACGUUCUUGCAUAAUUUGGUCAAGCGGAUGGCAGAUUUAUACUACGAAAUGGCGACUCAGAAUGCGUAUUACGAAUUGAGUCCUUACUUUAGCGUCAUGAGGGAGCAUGCUGGCGAAGAUGAAGGCGCAGUGUUUGAGUAUGCUAGUUGUGACGAUGUGGAACAGAAAUGGGAAGUUGGAACAGAUGCGCAUGGUAGGGAAUGGUGUGCAGCUGAAGGGAGAGUAGUCAGGGGCUUUGUAUUCCCCGGAGUAGUCAAGUAUGGAGAUGGACGAGGAGGGGGUUGGGAGGAAGGUAGAGUCGUGGUGUUCAAAGCGCAGGUUCUAGCGUAG